This is a messenger RNA of Exophiala oligosperma, 5934 nucleotides long. RefSeq lists its product as uncharacterized. The record is from RefSeq and is a predicted model, not a curated record. The transcript has 2 exons. Gene Ontology annotation, molecular function: sterol binding; protein binding. Lineage: Eukaryota; Fungi; Ascomycota; Eurotiomycetes; Chaetothyriales; Herpotrichiellaceae. Gene Ontology annotation, cellular component: intracellular membrane-bounded organelle; cytosol; nuclear envelope. Gene Ontology annotation, biological process: endocytosis; piecemeal microautophagy of the nucleus; exocytosis. Bases 297 to 3770 code for a protein of 1157 amino acids.
GGCGGGGUUGAGACCAUCACCACAAGCGCAGUCGACGGACUUCCCUAGUGAUCCUCCCAUACAUUAUCGUUAUUAAAAGACCGACCCACAAACGAUCCAAAAGCUCUCGUGUCAUCAACUUGUUGCGCAGCGACAACUUGCCACGAGAUAGCGGCUCAGAGCCAGACUCUCCAGUCAACACCACAACUUCCCCCACUGGACCUUUUACACCCAGUGCUCUGGGCCCUCCUACACCGACCGACGGUCCCCGAUUAAGUCCCCUCUCUCCGACUACUACUCGCACCUCCCAAAAGAAUAUGGAUACUCUAGAGUCUCCAGCAGGUCCACCUGAGGCUUCGCUCAAAGUCACGUCGGGCCUUGCUUCAACUAAUGGAGCAUCCAUUGAAGACUCAGUGCGAACAUUUCGGGUCUUCGAAGUUCUCAGGAACAAAGACAGUGCGGCGGUCUCCAAAGCAAUCGCCGAAUCUAUACCUUCCGCCUCAAAUCCCCAGCCUAUCCCCGGAACCACGAUCCUUCAUCUGGCUGUACAGUGUGCCGAGCCGAACGUGGUUGACCAGGUGAUAAAAGAAGGGAAAGGCUUAGAUUAUAACGCUCAGGACAAGGAGGGAAAUACUGCUUUACAUCUUGCCGCACAACUGGGCAGAGCACCCGUUGUUAGAAGCCUCCUCGAGCUUCCGGACAUCAACGACUCCAUCGCCAACAGGCAGGGCAAACUCCCCAUUGACUUGGCCCGAACUCCCGAGAUUUUUCAACAGUUACAAUUGACUAGAUCAAUCUUCCUGGACGACAAAAUCAGAGCCAUACAGACGGCGCUGUCCCAGGGCGCGUAUAAACAGAUCGAGGCGAUCUUGACAGAACCUCGAGUCGAAGGCACAUUGGAUGUCAAUGCUUUGGAACUGGCCACCGAGCCGAUAACAGUGCAGACCGGUGGCACUCUGCUUCACGAAGCGGCCCGCAAAAGAGAUCUACAACUAGCUCAGCUCCUGCUAUUACAUGGCGCUGAUCCAUUUAGGAGGGAUCGAAAGGGCAAAUUACCUCAAGAUGUAACCAAGGAUGACCGUACGAGGGCAAUACUGAAAAAGUCUCCUGCCGCUGCCGCCGCUCAGCGAGGGAUACAGGAGAAAGCAAUUUUGGGAAACCACCCAACACAGUCCAGAACAGGAGCAAACGACGCCAGUAAGGAUGCUCGAGAGAUGAAAGGAUACCUGAAGAAAUGGACAAACUACACCAGUGGGUACAAGCUGCGGUGGUUCGUCCUCGAAGAAGGCGUUCUUAGCUAUUAUAAACACCAAGACGAUGCGGGUUCUGCUUGCCGCGGAGCUAUCAACAUGCGCAUCGCCGGAUUACACAUGGAUGCACAAGAUAAGACGAGGUUUGAAAUCCACGGAAAGUCCUCUGUCAAGUAUCACCUAAAGGCCAAUCAUGUUGUGGAAGCGAAACGGUGGUUUUGGGCUUUGAAUAAUGCGAUUCAAUACACCAAAGACGAGGCCAAGGAUGAAGAGAAGCGCCGCACUCUUGAUGUCGACAGUAUUCGACAUACGAGAGGCGAAUCAUCCUCAGACAUGCUCUCGGUUACUCCUAGUCGAACGAAGCAGCCUAUUGCUGCAAACUUGAGUGCCCCUGGAGGUUCCUCAAAAGUGAGCUUCAGGUCUGAUGUUGAGGGUGGCUCAACGUACGAUUCCUAUGAUGCUAGCAUCAUUGGAGAAGAAUUGCAGCGCUUGCCCACAAAUGCCCACACUGCAACAAUUGAUGCAGAAGAAGACGGCGACGGUGAUGAUGCUAGUAGUCGUGAAGUGCACAACCCCGGCAGCAAGGAUGCCUUCAACAUCACUGCGCAAUCUGCCAAAUUGCAGCUUGACCUUCUUGCACGAGUUUCAGAUGCGCUUAUCAAGCGGAAAGACUCUCAGCCAGAUACUACGUUGGCUGAUGACAAUGUUUCGCAGGCGCUCUCCGCCUACCAAGAGGCUGUCAGCAGCUUGAAUAGUUUAGUGGCAGACUUGCUAAAGAUUUCCAAAGACAGAGACGCAUAUUGGCAAUAUCGACUCGACCGGGAUGCCGAUGUCCGCAGGAUGUGGGAAGAGAGCAUGGCCAAGAUUGCUUAUGAACAUGAAGACCUCAAGAAGUCCAUCGCAGAGUCGGAGGAGAAGCGCAAGCGCACGAAACGUGCACUGAAGGAAGCUUUGGAAGGUCAAUCGCGUCCUGUGAGUCGUCCGAGCUCAUUGGUGCAGCAAGAGUCUGCAGACCGUGUUCAAUUUGAAGAAGCUAUUGAGGAUCAAACAGGUCUCAGACCUGAAGCAACAGCUGCAGUCAGAGAUCGAUCACGGCGCAAGUCCUUUACGAGAGAAGGCAACAGGAGGAAGUCAAUCAUUGCGCAGUACACCAAUAUUUCAGAUUCCGAGUCCGGUGACGACGAGGAGUUCUUCGAUGCUAUUGACGCUGGAAGGGUUGAAGUUGUUGAGCCGCCUCUUGCAAGUCCUCCUCCCGUACACGUUGAGCAGGAAGAACUUUUGUCGAAACUUAACGAGCGAGCAAUGAAACAAAUGCAAAUCGAGCCAUCAUAUGCUGGCUACCAAGAUGGCAUUCGUGAACGACUCAAGAUGGACGCUGAUGAUCGUCCCAAGAUCUCCUUAUGGGGUAUUUUGAAGUCCAUGAUUGGAAAAGACAUGACCAAGAUGACCUUGCCUGUCUCCUUCAACGAGCCUACUUCGCUACUGCAACGUGUCGCCGAAGACAUGGAAUAUGCAGACCUUCUGGAUAUCGCAGCUGAUCGGCCUGACUCGACCGAACGCCUAGUCUAUGUUGCUGCAUUUGCUGCUUCAGAGUAUGCAAGUACUAUUGGCCGUGUUGCCAAACCCUUCAAUCCUCUUCUGGGUGAGACAUAUGAAUAUGUCCGACCAGAUAAGGGAUACAGAUUCUUCAUCGAGCAAGUCAGUCAUCAUCCCCCCAUUGGUGCCGCUCACGCUGAGUCUGCUCGCUGGGACUACUGGGGUGAAUCUGCAGUCAAGUCAAAGUUCUAUGGCAAGUCGUUUGAUAUCAACCCGUUAGGCACCUGGUUCCUGCGUCUACGUCCUUCCGGCGGCGGGCCAGCCGAAUUGUACACCUGGAAGAAAGUCACGAGCUCAGUCGUCGGAAUCAUUACCGGAAAUCCUACUGUGGACAACUACGGACCAAUGGAGAUCAAAAACUGGACCACCGGCGAGGUCUGCUAUUUGGAUUUUAAAGCACGAGGCUGGAAAGCCAGCUCUGCUUACCAGGUCUUUGGCAAAGUUGUUGGUGUUGAUGGGGUGACGAAAUGGAGUAUCGGUGGCCGGUGGAACGAUAAAAUCUAUGCCCGCGAAACCGAGGGGUAUGAAGACGAGUUUGUUGGGCAAGGCCAGCAACACAAGUCUGGCAAUCAAGCCCUCCUCGUCUGGGAAGCCCACAAGCGUCCACAAGGCAUUCCAUUCAACCUUACUCCAUUUGUUGUCACGCUGAAUGCCGUCCCUGAAAAUCUGCGUCCUCAUCUCCCACCCACAGAUACCCGCCUCCGGCCCGAUCAACGCGCAAUGGAGGAUGGCGAGUAUGAUCUAGCUGCCACGGAAAAGAACAGAGUGGAAGAAAAGCAGCGUGCAGCUCGUCGACAACGUGAAUCUGCUGGUGAAGAGUGGAAACCCAAAUGGUUCGAGAAGAAGUCGGAUCCGAUCACGGGCGAGAGCUAUUGGGAACAUAAUGGAUUGUAUUGGCAGCGACGAGUGGAGCAGGACUGGAGUGGCUGUGACGAUAUCUUUUAGGGAAAGACUGAUACCACAUCCAGUCAAAAUGGACAAGGACGACAGUAUAGCAAAGAACGAGUCCAUCGGAAAACACGAAGGCCGCAGGGAAGGAGCAAGGAUGAUUAAAAGACGAAGGUGCCCCUACAAUUCUCUCGGCUUCAUCAUCGAAUCUUCGCAAUGUUUCCUGCCCCUUUGCUCAUCCUUCUACAGUUGAAACAUUUUUACUUUUAUUUCAGUGCCUGUCUGUCGCAAAGGAUCAGUUAUCGCAAAUGCCUUAUACUGCGAGCCAACGACACCUGAUGUAGUCGUGACAGGCCGAGAUGUUUUGUAUGACCGACAAGAGAAGCGCCACUAGUUGCAUUGCCCCUCUAGAGAGGGUGUUUGUGACUACUCAAGAACAACCCAGGUCAGCUAUCACAGCAAUGCCAAUACAGACAACACUAGUCCUCUUUGUCAACAACAUGUCUGACCUCAAGCUUUGGACUGGCCUCAUCUACGAUCGCCCUGGUCAACCAUGCUUCUGAGCCUAAUGUAGCCCAGCAGUACCAGUCAGAAAUGAGGUAGAGUCUGUCAACGAGAAUAGCAGCCCACAGAUAUUUCCUCGUGAAAGGGUAUUCUUUGGCAAAGGCAAGCAAGCCACGGGCAUAGUUGUAUGUCUUCCAACCCAGAAGGAAUAAUCUAGUAUCGUCAGUACGAACCAGCCUGCGAACCAUGCAGACUUACGCCAGUUGCGGAACUGUCCACGCUGUUUUGUAUAUUGCCCACAGCCUUACCCACAAUAAGAUAGGGUUCAGCAUUCCCUCGACCAUCUUCCGAGCCAUGAAUGGAUACGUCCGCCGCAUACUUGGGUAUCCCGGUUCGUACAGCAAGCAGAGCAAACGGUGCCUCAGUCCACUUCUGUACCAUCUCUUCACCUGUCCGACAAAGCGCGAAUCACGCAUCAGGGUGGUCCCGACUUCCGCCUCUGGUAUCAGUUGGAUUCCUAAUGUCCAUGGUCGAGGUUUUGUCUUUGUAACUUCUUUCUGACGGCAAGGCGGGCGCAGUAGAUGGUAGAACAAGACCCAUCGAGUGAGAAACCCAUCAUCACCGCUGUUCUGGCGUACACCCAUCCAAUACUCGUUUGUGAAUGCAUGCUGAAAUUCAGAGUCUCGCACGAUCUCGCCACGGAAUAACAUGGUGACACCAGAAACACAAAAGUUGGUUCCUCCAUCUGCCGCGUAUGCACUCUGCAUGCUGUCAUGACGCUUGCCCCUGAGACGCAUGGCGGCAACCUCCCAUGCAGUGAUGACUUUAGAAUUCUGUCGACCCUCUGGAAGGUAUGAACUACGAGGCAGAUUCGUCAGGAGAAAGAGAUCCGAUCAUGGGGUCAAUCCUGAUACUGAGAAAAACUUACAAUACUGCACCACCCGAAAGGCCAACGUCUUCUUUUUGGAAUGGAGCCAACAAGUGAACCAAAACAUUGUUAUGAGGCCAAUAGGCGUCAUCAUCGACAAGGGCGAUGAUACUGCCUCUGCUAGCAUUCACCCCACGCACAAUCUGAUCCCGUUUGUGUGCCGCCACCACGGUCAAGACCUGAAUUUGGAUAGCUCCUUGCAAAGAUCGUAUCCGGUCGUUUUGCAAGAGUUUUUCAAUUCUGGAAACCUCUGCCUCGGUCGUGACGAUGAUAAUCUCCCCGACACUGUUGCAUAGGACGCCGCAGAUGCAGUCAGCAAAUGUGUCCUCGUGGUCGACGGUGGGUAUCACGACGCUCACAUCCGACGGGUGAUGUCGUCGUUCUGACGGUUCAGGGAUAGGGAAUGGUUUGUAUUUAGCUCUAUUCCGCAACGACUCUCGAUGUUCAAGAAGGUCCCAGACACUGUCCCCGUCCGUGGCAUGUCAGGUCAGCGGAGGGAUGGGUGGGUUUCUGUUUCGCUUACACAAAAGAUACGAGUAUAGCUGGGGCCACCAGACUCGAUUUCAGGCUCAUUGGAAUGCUGCUGAUCAUGUUCCCCAUUAUGAUAGCUCUGAAAUUUCUGUCCAUAUUGAUUUAUUUUGGGUUUUUCUCCCCUUUCACAGCCACAGAGAGAUUUAUGUAUGUAUGAUUACUCCAGGCAGGAAAAAGCAACUCGAAAUUUUCCUCUUCUUAUACAUGUCUGCAAUACGGCGGCGUUUGUCUAAACUUCUGUUUGUUGUGAUGUUACAU